This is a messenger RNA of Nothobranchius furzeri (turquoise killifish), 3866 nucleotides long. It is a transcript of the gene st8sia5, whose product is annotated as ST8 alpha-N-acetyl-neuraminide alpha-2,8-sialyltransferase 5. Lineage: Eukaryota; Metazoa; Chordata; Actinopteri; Cyprinodontiformes; Nothobranchiidae. Gene Ontology annotation, biological process: N-glycan processing; oligosaccharide metabolic process. The record is from RefSeq and is a predicted model, not a curated record. Gene Ontology annotation, molecular function: alpha-N-acetylneuraminate alpha-2,8-sialyltransferase activity.
GUGCCCCACAGCGCUCCUAACCAGAUGUUACAAGCGGAUUAAAGGUAUUUCCACCGUUUUGGCUGCUGUUGUGACGUUUUCAGCAGCCUCAGGUGAACUCAGCGCUGGGAUCUAUUGUGGGUGUGCUGAUGCAUCCUUGAAAAGCGGACCAUGACCUUGGGUUUUGGCUGAGUAAGACAGGACAGAAACGCGGCGCGCCCCCGGCUGCCUGGAAACGGCGCAUCCUCUGUUUUUCAUUUCAGUCACGUCGCUUUGCUCAGAUUUGAGAUGAAGCACAAAGAAGUGCGCGCUAAUCCUCCCCACGUUUAAUCAGCAAUCUGGUGUAUUUUUAACGAGCAAUCCUCAGCCUCGACGCGUCUUUUGUCCUGAUUUAGGGCUGGUUCUGUGUGAACGCACCCCCCAGCGCGCCCUCACCGACUAUCGGCAGCGCCUGCAUCCGACCGAGCCACUGCGCCUCGCCGGGGAGAAGAAGAAGCACGAGAGAAAAUCAACAGAAGCGGGCCUGGACCGUUCUUUUGGAACUGGAGCAGUUUUAGAGAGAUCAGUGAUGCAGAUGCUCAUCGGUCAUAAUAAACAAAGAUGCUAUGAGAGCAGCUGAGCAGCCUUUUGAAAGGGAGACGGCAUGUGUCCAGUUGCGCGGCUGUGAGACGCCUGCAGCUCUGGUCCUGAAUGCAGCGGAGAGAGACACCUAACCGGGUGUCACCGACAGUCAGCCCCGGAUGCUGCGCCGCAGGAUGGCAUACUCCGACCCAUCGUCGGGUAAAGAUUUACUGGGCAGUAGAUCGCUGUGUUUCAUAUUUAUUUGCGCAUUUGGACUCGUCACGCUUUUGCAGCAAAUUCUUUAUGGAAAAAACUACAUCAAGAGUGCACAACAGUUUAGCCGACUCAAAGGGGACGAGACCGGAAAUUGGACCGGCCCCGUUAAUUUCUUCGAUGAUGGAUCUCUGAGGCCUGCCAGAAAUGGAAGGAAAAGAUGUUUUCGUCAGAAUUUUCAGCCAGAUUCACAGAUCUCCGUAGUAAUCACACCCUGCCUAGCCGAUAUUAAGAAGAAAAAAAAACGCUCUCAAAGGUAUCUGGAUAACUACGAUGGCAGUUUUGAAUACAACUCCACUGCGUGCAGGGAGCUCCGACAAGAGAUUAUGGACGUCAAAGUCCUGACAAUGGUGAAAACCUCAGAGCUGUUUGAGAGGUGGAGGAAUCUGCAGGUGUGCAGGUGGGACCAGAACAAGGAAGAGACCAGUAACUUUAAGAUGUCCCUGUCCCGCUGCUGUAAUGCUCCAUCCUUUUUGUUCACCACCAAGAGGAACACCCCUGCAGGGACCAAACUGAGGUAUGAGGUGGACACCAGCGGGAUCCUUCCCAUCACCUCCGAGAUCUUUAAGAUGUUUCCAGAUGAUAUGCCGUAUUCCAAAUCGCAGUUCAAAAGGUGUGCCGUCAUUGGGAACGGUGGCAUCAUCAAGAACAGCAAAUGUGGAAAAGAAAUAGAUUCAGCAGAUUUUGUUUUCAGAUGCAAUGUACCACCCAUCAAUGACAAGUACUCAGCAGAUGUUGGUACAAAAACCAACCUGGUGACAAUAAAUCCAAGCAUCAUAACUGAGAGAUUUCAGAAGCUGGAGAAAUGGCGUCGUCCCUUUUACGAGGUCCUCCAGAAUUACGAGAACUCCUCGGUGGUGCUGCCCGCCUUCUACAACACCCGCAACACCGAUGUCUCUUUCAGAGUCAAGUACAUGCUGGAUGAUUUUGACUCCCAGAGAGGCGUGUUCUUCUUCCACCCGCAGUACCUUCUGAACGUGCAGCGUUUCUGGGCAGUGCAGGGCGUGCGAGCGAAACGGCUCAGUAGUGGCCUGAUGCUGGUGACUGCUGCCCUGGAGCUAUGUGAGGAGGUCCACCUCUACGGUUUCUGGGCAUUUCCCAUGAACCCCUCUGGCAUCUUCAUCACUCACCACUACUAUGACAACGUCAAGCCGCGGCCAGGAUUUCACGCUAUGCCACAUGAAAUUUUUAACUUCCUUCACAUGCACACGCGUGGAAUCAUCCACGUGCAUACGGGGAGAUGUACGUGAUCCUUUAUCACUUCUAUUUACCCCAGUUUUUUAUUGGUGUUUUAUUGUGUUUUUCUAUCACAUUGGUUCAUGACUAUUGUUUGGCUUUGGAAGCACAUUCACAGCAAAUUCACUUGCUUGCUUGAAGAUACUCCUGUCUUCAGAGACACUCCUUUCUGCUGUGAUACCGUGGUUCACUCGGUCCAUAGAAUGCUUGUUUUAGUGUGAACAGUGGUCCUCAUAGUGAUGUGCUAUUGUGAGGUCUUCCAGUGGCUCUGCUGUACAGAGGUGUUGUUUUCUACUCAACUGCACAGAUACUUACACAGUAAUGAGGCUGCAGCGGGUGUCUUUGUGCCCCCUGCCGCUGUGGCAGCUUAAUGUUUGUGUCAAAUGACGCCUAAACCUUGUCAUUUAUCAAAUAGGAGAGAAAUAUGUAAUUGUAACAUCUAAUUGUUUACUUUUGUAAUCUAUUUCCUACCAACUAGAUUGGCUUUGUAAAUAUUUUAAAGCACUGUCAGUUUUUUGCUGAUUUUCUCCCAUCAUUGCUGUUGAUGCAUAGACAUAGUCUUUGGGGGUGGGGUGGGGAAGACACAUAACCCCCCACUGUUUCCAAAGUAAAUUUUUGACCCCUGCACUUUUUACUGUCCAAAAACAAUAUUACGCUACAUUAAAUAGCCACUGGUUGACCACUAGGACCAAGUGGAAAACAACCGUUUGUGUUGAAGCCUGUUUCCAGUUAAAAGUUACUGUAAAGACCCCCCCCCCCCCCCCCCCUUCUGAAAUCAAAACUACGUCUUUGUGGUGAUGAAUCUGCAAAUGUUUAGAAGAGACAAAUUUCCCCCUUCUCCUAUCUGUCAACUUUUUUGGACAAAAGCCAGAUAAAUUCUCAGCAAAUCUUUGAUAUCUUGUAAAGCAGCACGUUGCCGCAGAGCAACCCAGCUGUCUUUUUUGUCUUAAGCCAUUUUGCCUUAUGAGGUCUGAAACAUGAUGUGCAGCGCACCCAUGUGCAAAUGCUCAUCUACAAAUACAUUAACAUGAAAUCAGAUAUUGGGUUGGCUCCUGGCAUAAAAGAAAUGUCCAACUUGCUACGGUGUAGAGAUGUUCAUGCCCGUUUUGGCUCAUGCUAUGCUGGAACUGCUCUUUGUAAACUUUAUUUUAGCAAUGAAAUGCUGUGCAUGAAAUUAUUCUAUCCUUGGCUUUGUGUGUGCCUGCUUCAAUGAUUAGUGGAAUAUGUUUACACUUAAGCCUCUACCGAUCCCAGUGCUUUUAGAGACGCAGACACGAAUCCUUUCACGACUGAUUAAAUGGAUUGUAUAGAUUAGUUCUCACUGAUUAUAGGUGCAACAUCAAAAAGGGUUGCAGUCAUUUGGUGUUUUUAUUUUGCAGCUCUUUUUUUUUUACUGUUUUUCUAAAGUAAGAAUUAAUUUUGCAACAAAGCAAGAAUUUAGCUGGAAGAUUGUGCAGAUUACGCAGAUUUGGUAUAUGAGAAAUUUUAAAAUACUUUAAAAGUCUUUAGUUUAUGUUUUGCUGCCUACUCAUCUGUUACUUUUUACUGCAAUCAAAGGAUGCUUCAAUGCUAAGAUUUAUAGUUGCUGUUUCUUUAAAAAUUUCUAUGAUUUUGUUUUGUGGAAGAGGAAAUGUGUUGUUUAAAUUUUAACAUUAAAUGGUGACUAAAUUAUUAAAUUGUUUCACAUGAAUCAUGACUCAACCACAAAUGGAAAUUGAAGUAUUGCUGGUGUCUGUACUGACUGGAGGUAUUUACAGUCAAACUUUGAUUAUGCUUUAUACAGGUAUUGUGCUUGUAAAUAAAAUUGUUUGAUUUUG